AUGAACUACAGUGAAGCCAAGAGGCGUCUGAGCUGGGAUUGCUUCGACUGUCACAUCGGCCAGCAAUACGCAGAUGGGAUCAAAUGUCGGGUGUCUGGAGCGCGAAGAUCCCUUUUGAAUGUGGACGUAAAUCUCAAAUCGGAGCUGGACGCCAUCAAGACCUAUGUGAAAAUCUCCACCAGAUUCAAACCGGCCAUCGCCUACCGGAAGUUCUUCGACAUUACCUUCGAUGGAUGUCGGGUAAUAUCGGACAUGACGCAGGGAACCCUGGUAUCCAAUAUGUUCAAUGCCGUCGUAAAGUCCAGCAAUCAGCCUCGGAAAUGUCCCAUAAAACAGAGCCUAAUUUACUAUCGGAAUAUAAGUAUUGAGGAGGCAUUACCAGUGUUCGUACCCUCGACUGAUCUGAUGGUCCAAGUCGACUUCUUCUCUAAAAGAAAUUUAUAUUUGAAUGUGAGCUUAAGGGGAACCAUCACAGAGAAGUGAACAUGGCAUUUUGUUUUCACUCUAGACUCUAGACCACAUUAACGGAGCGUAAAUAAAGACAUCAGCCGAAGCUAAAUGUAGUCCAGCCAUGUGCCUGUUUAUAUUUAAGCCCAC
Messenger RNA from Drosophila ananassae, 597 nucleotides. RefSeq lists its product as uncharacterized. The record is from RefSeq and is a predicted model, not a curated record. The transcript is spliced from 3 exons. Bases 1 to 483 code for a protein of 160 amino acids. NCBI's taxonomy places the organism in Eukaryota, Metazoa, Arthropoda, Insecta, Diptera, Drosophilidae.